Camelina sativa (false flax) is the source of this 704-nucleotide messenger RNA. Lineage: Eukaryota; Viridiplantae; Streptophyta; Magnoliopsida; Brassicales; Brassicaceae. The record is from RefSeq and is a predicted model, not a curated record.
AGACAAAUCGUUUCCUUAAUAAUGGAACCACAAAAGUUCUCUGAUAUUGAAACCGCACCAUUGUUGUUUCUCUGAUCCGUAAGCUUCUCAUUUAAUCUCUCCGUCGUUGAUCUGCUUCCUACUUGUUCAAAGUUUGAAAGAUCAAAAGAAGCAUGAGUAUUGAGUUUUCUGAGUCAGAAUGCAGAAACUUUUACCAUUGUCGCACUUCAGGCAUAAUCAAUAUUCAAGAAUCCGAACUGAGCAAUGUGACUGGCUCAUCAGUCAAUUCAAUGCCGGUUAGUCCCCGACCAGUUCAAGCUCUUGGAUAUGAUUCUGCUGUUAAUGUUUCAACCUCAACAACAUCAUCUCCAGUUCACAUUUCUUCACCAUUCGGAUUUGCUCCUGAUGUUAGUUCUGCUCCAACGCAAGCUCCUGGUCCAACCACUUCCGGUUUCUGUGCAUCUUCUGCUCUCACACCACCUAAAUUCGGGUCAGUGCAAGCUCCUGUCCAAGCUACUUUUGGUUCUGGUGCGCCUAGCACUUCAACAUCCUUAAGCUUCCUCCCAUUGGUUAUGUCCCAGCACCUCCACGUUCUUCACCGUUUGAGCCAGCGCAAGAUAUGCCUUGGGGUAUUAAUUCAUUUUCUACAGGAUGCGGUAUUGAAUGGGUCAGAUCUGAUGUUGGUGUCUGGCCAGCAUCUUCUUCCUCUACUACUACUACAGUAG